This is a messenger RNA of Triplophysa rosa, 4130 nucleotides long. It is a transcript of the gene syt7b, whose product is annotated as synaptotagmin VIIb. Gene Ontology annotation, molecular function: clathrin binding; phosphatidylserine binding; calcium-dependent phospholipid binding. The record is from RefSeq and is a predicted model, not a curated record. The coding region runs from base 311 to 2287 and encodes 658 amino acids. NCBI's taxonomy places the organism in Eukaryota, Metazoa, Chordata, Actinopteri, Cypriniformes, Nemacheilidae. Gene Ontology annotation, biological process: calcium-ion regulated exocytosis; cellular response to calcium ion; regulation of calcium ion-dependent exocytosis. Gene Ontology annotation, cellular component: axon; membrane; synapse. The transcript is spliced from 14 exons.
UCAACUGUGCAUAAACUGAGAUGCCAUCAGCUGGCGGUGACACGGACGCGCACCUCGCCAUCCUCGCCCUCAUCCCACCUUCAAGCCCAUCUACAACCAUCAAUCGAAUGAGGGGGUUAAGAAAAAGAGGGAAAGAAAAAUCUAAUGAGUGAAAGAAAGAAAUAAGGAGGGAAGGAGAGAGAAAGCGCGCGCGCGUCUGCUCCAUGGUCACUCGUCUGUUGGAAGAACGAGAUACAUUGUGGAUUCGACUUUUCUUGGAGAGCACUUGUCCAAAAAACAGCGUUUGUUGGCGUGACAGAGGCGAACAGUCAUGCACCUGAACCGAGAGGACGAGGACGGGAAAGGUUCUUUGUCUCUGAGCGUGUUCCUGGUGUCGGUGGGUUUAACCGUGUGUGUCGUAUGGCUGGUGGCGCUGUGCGGGGUCUGCGGAUGGUGCCAACGCAAACUGGGAAAGAGGAAAAAGCCGGGGGUGGAGACAGCGGGAACCCCAGACUCCGUGUCGGUGUCGGGAAGAGGCCGAGGAGAAAAUAAAGCCAUCAAUCACAGUGAUCUAGACAGGGAUUUUUGGAAUAAUAAUGACAGCAGCAACGUGCAGCAGCGCUGGAGCUCUUACCCACCCAAGGAGUUCCUCCUGAACAUGUCCCCCUACGCUCCCUACGGAGACCCUCGCCUCACGCCAAAUGGAUCGCUGGAGAAAAGGGAGGUGGGUGGGGGGGCAGUGGGGGGUCCGAGUCGCAGUGACAGCUGCAUAGGUGCGGGCACCAGCAGGUCCCGAAGGUGGCAAACUGUCCAGAGCCACCUGCACUCCGGAAGCCUGAGACCCAGCAAUGCCAGUUUUGGGGACCCCUCUCUCUCCACCACCUCCACCCUGGAGCAUAUCCCGUCCUCAGCAGCCCGCCCCAGGCCCCUGGUCAGGCAGCAAAGCCUUCAGCAGCCCCUAACCCACCAGCCCCCGCCAGGCCCCAACGACCCCCCAGUCACCUCCCAGAGUCUGGGCCAACUGCACACCGGUCCUGGGGGUGGGGGACAACGUGGGGGCCCGCGGGGGGUGCGUGGUAGCCCGGCUGGGGCAGGGGCAUCCCGCUACAGGUCGGGCGGAGGGGCCAGGUCGCGUUCCAAUCCCGGGAGCUGGGACCACAUGAUGGGACAGAUCCGAACCAGAGGCAUGGACGUCAAGUCGUUCCUAGAGGGCAAGAUGGUCGUUCUGUCUCUGGCAAUUGGAUUGGCCGAGCAAGAUGACUUCGCCAACCUUCCAGACCUACAGGAGGCGCCAGCGGACAAAGAAACACCUACAACUGACAAAAGACCUGCCGGUAACAAAGCCGGCAGCAGCCCCAAGGGCCAGACACCGGACGAGAGCAACCGCCGGACAGACGCCAACUCUUCCAUCUCGGACCUGGCCAACUCCGUCACGAGCGACAUGCUGAUGUUGUCCCCAGGCUCUGAGGAAGAGGAGCACGAAGGGCCCGUGUGCGAGAAGCUGGGUCGCAUUCAAUUCAGCGUGGGCUACAGUUUUCAGGACUCCACCCUAACAGUGAAAAUUCUGAAGGGUCAGGAUCUACCUGCCAAAGACUUCUCGGGAACUUCAGACCCGUUUGUAAAAAUCUACCUUUUGCCAGACAAGAAGCACAAACUGGAGACCAAGGUCAAGAGGAAGAACCUCAACCCUCACUGGAAUGAGACCUUUUUAUUUGAAGGAUUCCCCUACGAGAAGGUGGUGCAGCGUACGUUGUAUCUGCAGGUGCUGGAUUAUGACCGUUUUAGCAGAAAUGACCCUAUAGGAGAGGUGUCCCUCCCUCUGAACAAGAUUGAUCUGACCCACAUGCAGACCUUCUGGAAAGAGCUGAAACCCUGCAGCGAUGGAAGUGGGAGUCGAGGUGACCUGCUUCUGUCUCUGUGUUACAAUCCCACGGCCAACACCAUCACUGUGACCAUCAUCAAGGCACGCAAUCUCAAAGCCAUGGACAUCGGGGGAACAUCGGACCCUUAUGUCAAAGUGUGGCUGAUGAACAAAGAUAAACGAGUGGAGAAAAAGAAGACGGUGGUGAUGAAGAGAUGUUUGAACCCCGUGUUUAAUGAGUCGUUCCCCUUCGACGUCCCCACUCACGUGCUUAGAGAGACCACCAUCGUCAUCACAGUCAUGGAUAAGGACAGACUGAGCCGCAAUGAUGUCAUAGGCAAGAUCUAUCUCUCAUGGAAGAGCGGUCCAGCCGAGGUCAAACACUGGAAAGACAUGAUGAGCCAUCCACGCACAGCCGUUGCCCAAUGGCACGCUCUCAAAGCUUGAUGGCCCCGCCCACAAAAAUUUGGUUUUGGAGACCUGCCUUUUUUCACAACUUACAUUUUUUUCCGCCACCAAAAAAGAGGCUAAGCACUGCCAAGAAGACCGGGAGAGAAAGUCUCGUAAACGGACUCGUCUUCCUCCACAAUUCCGCGAGCAGGGUGACUUCUAUCAUCGAUCUUCAACCGCUGAACUUAAACCCUUUUAGCGCCACGUUUUUGCAUCUCGGCAGUCCCUCAGCAACCACAGUGCAAUACCUUGCUGAGGGAGGGACGACUUGGUUGUUUGUUGGACUUUGUCACCCCUGUAUGUUUUAUUCAGAAAUGUGUAGAAAUUGCUCUUUUGUUGGAUCUCUUUGUUGUCUGUUUGUAAUGUGGGUUAUAUUGUGUGACAGAAAAAAAGAGGUCUUGUUUAAAACGUACAAAAAAAAGGUCAACUAACGUCGACUGGAUCAGUUCAGGUGGUUAUGAGGAAUGUGUUUGAACAAUUUUAGAACAUUCCAAUAUUAGCCUGAACAAAAUAGUGGCAGGGCGACAAAACAGAGAAUUGGAAUAUUGGAAGACGUCUGUGCAAAAAAGUGAGCACUUUAACGAACGCUGGUUUUACGUUCCGUUGCGUCUAUAAUGUUACCGAGAGGAAUUUAUCAUUAAACGCAAGUAGAGCUGUCAACCGAUUAAUUGCAUCCAGAAUAAAAAUUUGUGUUUACAUAAUAUAUGUCUCUGCACUGUGCAUAUUAAUUUUGUAUUUAUAAACACACACAUACAUGUUUAUAUUUAAGAAAAAUAUAAAAAUUAAAUAUUUCCUAAAUAUAUAUACAUGUAUGUGUGUGUAUGUAUACAAAAUUAAUAUGCACAGUACAUAGACAUAUAUUACGUAAACACAAAUUUUUAUUCUGGAUGCGAUUAAUCGCGAUGAAUCAUAAACGCGAGUAUGUAAUCUUUUGGCUGCGGGUGCACAGCAGUGCGCAUUAGCGUCUAUAACGGUCACGUUAUAGCAGAGAAAAGGUUUAAAGACAAUCUUUGUGAGCGAGUUAUUUGAAGUUAUGUUUAUAACUAGCUACCUGCAAAACAACAAUAAUUAUUAUUUGAACUUUGCCGCACCAAGGAUGGUAACGUUUAACAAAGCCGUCAUUUGUGUACAUGCGUUCGGUUCAUUUCAGUCCUGCAGUCAAACCGAGAUGCCCAGUUCAAAAUAUCUUCCAGGGUAAAGAGCGAUAGACAGGAUAAAAAUGAACGUUUGAAGUGUGAGCGCGUUGGAAGCCAUGUGUGAAUGUACUUUAAUCUCAAGCAUUCCUCGUGUAAAGUACCCAUCUUGCACAGGAUUGCAUCAACCAGUAUGCAAUGACACUGCCAGUGUGAGUUCAACCGCUGCCAAAAUCUUUCUCAUUUGUUUUCCGACAUUUCCAAAAGGGCUUAAUGAGUUCUUAAUGUCCCUUAAAAAUAAGAAUUUAUCAAACAAAUCUUGAGAAAAAGAAAAGGGUAAAGCGGAAACAGAAACCGAUGUCAUGUAAUCGUACGAAUUGUUUGUCACUUAGUGUGCGUGUGUUCAUUUGUCUAUGUCUUUAUUUGUGUAAGCAUUGAGGUUUGGAUUAUACAAUGAUUAUACAAUUAAGUUUCAAGUUACACUUAAAUUUAAUUUAUUUUAUUCUGCCUUCAAGUUUAUUUAGAAAGUUCUUAUUUGAAAGGAUAGUUCACCCCAAAAUAAUUUUUUUUGUGGCGUUCCUAACUCGCCUUUCAUUCCUCUUUCAAGAAAUGAGAUUUUUAUUUUUUGGUAUUACUAAUUUGUCUACAAAUUAUUGAAUCAAGAUGCAUUUUCUUGACGAGCAAAAUGACCUAAGCAAAUAAGUCUU